Chara braunii is the source of this 3695-nucleotide messenger RNA. Lineage: Eukaryota; Viridiplantae; Streptophyta; Charophyceae; Charales; Characeae. The record is from the annotation of a GenBank genome assembly.
GCGAGAUGAAGGAGUUUCGGGAGCAAGAAUGCAUGCGUUUCAUUGGCGAUCACUCGCACCGAUUAGAUGGCAAACUCAUACAUCCACGUGUCACGUUAUGAACAAGCGUGGCCACGUUGAUGGAUGCGGGGCUCUAUCUGAUCGUCGCCACGCAUGUUCAGGAGCUGUCACGUGGACAUGUUCGAGAGGUGCGUGGGUCAGAUGAGACGACUCGCCGGGCCCGACCAGCGCCGGCGCAACUGCAGACGGAGUUGAGCCAGGAACGAGAAGCAAGUGGGAACGUCGCCGGUGAGGAGGAGGUGUCCGAGCAGGGGCUGUUCUGUGAGAGAUCGGCUGAAAAGACUCAGUCGGGAGGCAAGCACAACUUGCCGGAUGAGGAAGAGCGAGAGGGACUAGGUGCUCUGAAAAGGCAGAGAAAGGUAGGAGGGAGUGCUCGGACGCCAACAACACAAGAGGGCGGUUCCGUUGAGAAGAGGAAAAGGUUUGAAGGUGGGGAUGAAACGCCAAAAGACUCGUCGACACAGCGAAGAACCGAUGACUCUGUCUUCGCUUUGGGGUUGAAGUUCUAUGAGGAGUGGUCGAAAGGGAAACUCCUUGCUUCCUACGGCCGGCGUUGGACUGAAAAGCCGCCCACCCAUGAGGAGGUGUCCAAGCCAGGACUCUCUACUGUGACUGACAGCCAGGGGCUGAAGAAACACGUCUGGUACGUGAAGGUGGACGACCCGUCGUUGAAAAAGGGCAGGGGGAAGCCAAAGAAAGGCGCGAAGGAGAAAACUUUCUACGUCCAAGUUUCGGAGUCGGAUGUCCACUGCUGGAAGAAAUUGGAAGACUUGACGGACCGCGAGAAGAAAAGGCUGUUGAACGGCGUCUUGAACCUUAACGUCGUGUGGGUUCAAACGAGUAGCAAGAAGUUAGCCGAGCAGGGGAAGUUCAGUGUCAAGGAGAUGGUCGACAUAAUAAUAAUGGACCAGAUUAUGCUGAGGCUGUGGCACUACGUGGAGUUCGAGUACGAGGAAAUGGAUAAGCGGGAGUGGAAUGCCAACUCCACGUUCUUCAGGUCCAAGAAGCAACUGUUCGAAGAGUUCAAGGACAGAGGUCUCGACGACAAGCUUUGGAACGAGAGCAGGAAAUUUUUCACGGACAUCACAUACGUCAACAAGUGCCCUCAGUUUCUCGGGUGUCAACACGACAACAACAUCAAGAGAACGGCGGCCCUCGUCAACGACCAGCAUUUCCCAGCGGAGCGGAAGUGUGUCGUCCUUUCGGUGAUCACUGGAGAUUGCGCCAAAGGCAAAAAAAGCCCUCGGGGCGUUGAUGAAUGCAUCAACAUUAUGUGGACAAGGACAAGCGCCUUGACGAUGCUGGUCCAGUUUAACGUCGACCCAUUGAGUGUCAUAGAUCAUAAGGAGGCGCUGGGAAAACUAGGGCAUCAGCUACGCUCCCACACUCGCGUGCUCGACUUAUGCGGUGCUAUGGACCGUGCGCAAUGGGACUCUGGGGCAUUCGCGUCUCUGAGUGAGUUGCUGGGCUUCGUUGGUCAGGACUACUGGACAUUGGUGGUAUUCGUCCCCUGCCUGUGGAACCUCUCCUUCAUGACAUGUUUGUCUGUGCUUGGGGCUACCCGAUGCUACACGGGGAAGUGGGUUCGGAAGACGGAAUCGAAGAAGACGCAUCAGUUCGGAAACACCGUCUGGGAGGAGCCGGAUGUGAUGCACAUCCUUUUCAAAGGCGAGGAUCCUCGACUACUGACUCACCCGGUGUACAAGGGAGCUGUUGCUGAAGACGACGACGCCGCUCUCUGGAGGAAACAAAAAGUGACACCCACGGAUGUAGAGGAGAAGUCUUUCAAGUCCUUGACUUUCGCGGACAUCGAAAACCUCACCCAGAGUGGGGCUCUGUACAAGGACGGCGAGCGAAAUCCGAAUCAGUUGUGCAAUCUGCUUCUUUUCUUCUGUGGUGUGGCAGAUGCCGUGCUGUUCUUGGGCAGGCCGCACGCGCAGGUGGUGUGGAGUCUGCUUCAGCAAGGAAGGCAUGUCUUGGUCGUGGAUGGGGACACAACGCAGCCCGAAUACACCGUGCAGUAUGUCACUCAUGAAGUGUCGUCCAAGGCUUACCCAUGCGAUUUCCACCAUGUCGUGGUCGAGCCCGUUUAUGACCCGAACAAGGACAUGUUCUUCAAGUUGACUCCGAAGAAAAGGCGCCAGGUCUACUCCUUCCUUUACGGCGAACAACCAAGGUUGAGAUUUGACYCGCAGUACGUKGUGCGGAAGGAAGUYGCCAUUGUGGUCCUCCAGGGCUACCACGGAGCGAGUCAGGCCGGCGCUGUGAGCUUCAUUAAGAGGCUGGAAUAUGUCUUUUUUAACGAGGAUGUUGUCGAUCCGGCCGACUUCACUUUGGAUAAGAACAAGUUGGCAUUCGGUGAGGAGGACGACUUCAAUAUCGAGAUUGAGCAAGAGGAAAGCGUUGAGGACGACCUCUUCGAUUCGGACGGGCAAUUGACCAUCUUCAACGCCCAAGUUUCUGAGUCGCCAUUAGUAUGCAAACCGGGGACACCUCUCGCUACACCUACCUCAGGCGGUCCCACGCCCAUGUCCUCCUCAGCGCCUGUCAAGAGGGGUGGGUUGUCCCGUCUGAGAAGUUUGUCGGGGGAGCCUAUUCGUCUCACGCCGCAGCCCGAACGUCUUCGACCCAGCCAUCUAGUUCCUCCGCAUCUCAAGGCUCCUGCGACUCCCUUCCACAUGGGCGACAAACACACCUUCUCCACAGCCGAAGAUUGGGGCCAUGAUAUCGUGUGGCACCCAGACCAUUUCCAACCAGUCCUUCUCGACGGCGAAUGGGCAGUGGUUGUGAGGGACGUAAGUGGAGGGUGGAUAUAUGACGAUCGUUGGGACCUCGAGACAUUCGAAUCUCGCGCCUACGUUGCGGUAUUGGAGAGAUUAAGUGAGGUCAAUCGACGAAGUAAGGACGACCCUGCUCUUCGCGAAUAUGGGGACACACUGUUCGAGUUAUUGCAGUCAAAUAAAUGGCUGGAAGUGUCCUCCGCGUUCUACGCCCUUCCGUCAAGCCCGUCAAUUAAGCAAGCGGACUGCCCGACUGAGGGUGAGUUGGCGACCAGUUCCAAUGUCGAGCCCAACACACUCGGAGCCGAGUUAGCAGUCGUAAGCGACUCCCUGGUGAAAUUGGUCACGUCGACGUUAUUGGGAACUGCGGGGGCUCGGAUGAAUCCGAACCAGGACCCUGUGAACAUGUCCCUCCCUGAUGCAUCUUUGGAGACGACCGUGAUUCGGAUUCAUCCGAGGCACACGGACAAAGGACUUCAACUGGCAGGCGUUGAGGGUUGUCGACUACUGACGACUUUGGACAAGGACAAUUCCGCCGACGACCGGAUUGAUCCGACACUCAGCGACGUCGGGAUGGAGCUACCAGUUCAGCCGGGAUACGACGAUCCCUUGUACUCCGCCCUUCACAACGAGGCGGUGGGGGAGGACGUUAUGAAGAAGGCCUCUGACGCUGUUGGAGAUAGAUUUCUCUAUUUAAGUGACGACGACAAAGACACGGCGUACGGGGACAAGAAGUUAAGGGGGGGAGAGGUGUUGUUGGACAUCCAUGGCACAUUGAGCCCAACACAAUACGGCACAGUGGCAACGUAGAAAACACAACCUGUCGAUGUUGUGGACGUCGACGCUCUUUGUCCG